Marchantia polymorpha subsp. ruderalis is the source of this 483-nucleotide messenger RNA. NCBI's taxonomy places the organism in Eukaryota, Viridiplantae, Streptophyta, Marchantiopsida, Marchantiales, Marchantiaceae. The record is from the annotation of a GenBank genome assembly.
AUGCAAUUCGCAAUCGCAAAACGAAGCGAAAGCAGAACACCAGAAGCCCGACGAAAGAGACCGACUGAAGCCCCGGCUAGACAACAACAACAACAAGGAGGCAGGGAAGGGGCUUCCGAGAGAGAAGAAAAGAGAGAUGAGAGUGAAGAGGAUUACACGACGGAGGGAGGGAGGGGCUGGGCCCCGGGAAGCAGGGAAAAGCAAGGCGAGACCGGACAAGCGGCCGGCGCAGCUAAAAUAAUCAGCCACGCAGCCUCGGCUAUUUUGGCGUAUCUGAGGGGGCUAGUAGCGAAAGAAAACGUCGGGGCAUGGACGCAAAGAGCGAAGCACCGCACCUCGACACGCCGUGCCGCCAAAGAGAGCAGAGGGCCUGGAGUACGAAGGGAAGAAGCCCCACCGGCGUACGUAGCGCCCGAGGGAGGGAGAGAGGAGGAGGCGAGCCCCUCCCUUACCCCCAACCCCACCCCCCAUCGCUUGGCGUGA